AUGUCAGAGAAUCUUAACCACACCGAAGCCUCUACCCAAAACCAUGACACAAAAGAGCAAAAGAACGUUAGAUUGAGCUGGAAAUCAAGAUGUAGAGAAAUGCAAGGUGUUCGUUGGGGAAAGAAGUCCCAGAGCUCAAACCAAAGAGAAAAUGGAAGGACCAGAUUCGUAGAAGGCACCUUAUUUAACAAAGAAUUCGAAAAAUAUUAUAAAGAUCAGAAGAUUUGUAAAGAAGAAGAAUGGAAAAUGUUCGAAGAAUACUCACGAAUCCCACUCCCAGUUUCAUUUAGAUUAAAUACAAGCAGUUUUUUGUGGAGGCAUACAAGAGAUAAGUUAAAACAAAUGUGUGAUAGUGAAGAUUUAUACCUUGAACCUUGUUUAGACUAUUGCCCAGAAUAUCUUAAAAAUGAAGAAGAUUACAACAUAUUCUUUCAAAUGAAAGCAAGUAAAUCAUCGCUCAGAAAAAAUGAAAAUUUUGCUCAAUUCCACCAAUUUCUAAUGAACGAAGAUAAUAGAGGCUCGCUGUGUAGACAGGAAACAGUGAGCAUGCUUCCAGUGUUAUUUCUGGACCCAAAACCAAAUGAAAACAUUUUAGAUUUCUGCGCAGCACCAGGAAUGAAAUAUCUCCAAAUAGUUGACAUGGUGGAAACCAGAUUAAAAUGGCAAAACUUAGAUAGCCUGAAAAACAAAGGCAUAAUAGUUGGAAAUGACGUCAGUCAGACAAGAGUUUCAACACUAGCACAUCACCUAAAGAGUAUAGAUUCACCCUCAACUGCAAUCACAAACUAUGACGCGACAAGGUUUCCAAAUUUGUAUAAUAAUAAGGGCCAAUUGAUUUUAUUCGACAAGAUAUUGGCAGACAUGCCAUGCAGUUGCGACGGAACUAUGAGAAAAUCAAUAGACAUUUGGACUAAUUGGAAAGCGACAAAUGGAUUACACCUACACAAAGUCCAGUUAACAAUACUGAAAAGAGGAAUAGAGCUUUUGAAACCUGGAGGCAUAUUAAUAUAUUCAACAUGUUCACUAAACCCUUUGGAGAAUGAGGCUAUUGCUAGCUAUUGUGCAUCUAAUGAGGAUGUGGAGUUGGUUGAUCUGGAACCAAUACAAGGUUUUAAGACGGAAAAGGGACUGACAGACUGGUUGGUUCCUGAUCUAAAUGGAGGUUAUUUUUCUGAUUUUUCACAAGUGAAUGAUAACUUGAAGGAACGGAUAAAGGAAACGAUGUUUAGAAGCAGCAAAUGGAACGAAGAAAUGGCCAAGAAGGUAAUGAGAGUGUUACCACAUUAUAACAAUACUGGAGGAUUUUUCAUAUUCAAAAUUAGGAAAGUCACCAAAGGCUUGAAUAACCAUGGACAUGAAACUGGAAUUGUAGUUGAGGAAGAGAAGAAAGAAAGGAAAAAAGCAAGAGGUUCCAAACUGUUACACGAAUAUACAACAUUUGAAGGGCCAGAAUUAAAGAAACUAAUGGAUUUCUAUGGAAUUUCAGAAAAUUUAAAUUUUUUAGUGAAGGUUUCAAGUGACAAGACUCUGCAUUUAGUGUCAGACGACUUCAAAGCUUUCAAAAGGAACAAGAACAAUAAACUCGAGCAGUGUAAGUACGCAUCUUUUGGAAGCAGAAUAUUUACCAAACUUGAUACAAAAGAUAGUUGGGACUGUGAGUUUAGAGUAACACAAGAAGGAACAAGGCUUAUUCAUAAAUAUUUCACUAAAAGGAAGUUAGUCUCUAACACAAUCUUUCUGAAAGAGCUUUUGCAAGGAUCUAUGCCAUGUGAAAAGGUAGUAGAACAUGUUGAAAGGGGAAAUUUGGUGGCAAUUGGAAGUACAGAUGAAUCAGGGAAGCUAAAAAACGGACCACUUCUAGUUUUUUCAGUAAUGAACGAUAAAGUGGCGAACCCAGAAUAUGAAGGACAGGAAUAUAUAACCAUGGCCGCAGUGGUAACAGGAAAUAAGCUACACCUAUACAUAAAGGAGGAAACUAUCAACUCUUUAAAAGUACUUUUGUAA
Messenger RNA from Theileria annulata, 2004 nucleotides. RefSeq names its product methyl transferase, putative. The transcript is spliced from 7 exons. Gene Ontology annotation, molecular function: methyltransferase activity. Gene Ontology annotation, biological process: RNA methylation. NCBI's taxonomy places the organism in Eukaryota, Apicomplexa, Aconoidasida, Piroplasmida, Theileriidae. The record is from RefSeq and is a predicted model, not a curated record. Bases 1 to 2004 code for a protein of 667 amino acids.